Messenger RNA from Fraxinus pennsylvanica, 4302 nucleotides. NCBI's taxonomy places the organism in Eukaryota, Viridiplantae, Streptophyta, Magnoliopsida, Lamiales, Oleaceae. The record is from the annotation of a GenBank genome assembly.
AUGGUGAAGUCAUAUCUUCGAUACGAGUCGGCGGUCUCGUUCGGAGUUAUAGCGUCGGGGGACUCCAACAUAACCUACGACAGCUCCGGAAAACUCCUGUUGGCGGCGGCGCUUGAGAAGCUAGGCGUGUGGCACGUUCGCCAGGGCAUUUGUACAAAAACUCUAGUUCCAUCACCUUCCUCCUCGCAUGGCCCCUCCCUCGCCGUCACUUCCAUUGCCUCGUCUCCCUCGUCUCUCAUAGCUUGUGGCUAUGCUGAUGGUAGUGUAAGAAUAUGGGAUAGUGAGAAAGGAACAUGUGAAACCACUUUGAAUGGACAUAAAGGUGCUGUAACAAUCAUCCGGUACAACAAACUUGGAUCUUUGCUUGCUUCUGGUAGCAAAGACAAUGACAUUAUUUUAUGGGAUGUAGUUGGUGAGGCUGGACUCUUCCGCCUUCGUGGGCACCGUGACCAGGUUACUGACCUUCUUUUCUUGGAUUUUGGUAAAAAACUGGUUAGUUCAUCCAAAGACAAAUUUUUAAGGGUCUGGGACCUUGAAACACAGCAUUGCAUGCAAAUUGUAAGUGGCCAUCACAGUGAAAUUUGGUCCAUUGAUGUUGACCCAGAUGAAAAAUAUCUGGUCUCUGGGUCAGCGGACCCUGAACUCCGAUUUUACACGAUAAAGCAUGAUUUGGCCGAUGGAAAAACUCUACUGGAUAAAACUGAAUCUGAUGCGGAUAACAGAAAAACAUCUGCUCAGAACAAAUGGGAAGUUUUGAAGCAUUAUGGUGAAAUUCCGCGGCAGAUCAAGGAUAGAGUUGCUACAGUUAGGUUCAACAAGUCUGGAAAUCUGCUGGCCUGUCAAGUUGCAGGGAAAAUUGUGGAGAUAUUUCGUGUAUUAGACGAGUCUGAAUCUAGACGUAAAGCAAAAAGAAGAGUUAAUAGAAAGAAGGAGAAGAAAGCUUCUAAAGUCUCAGGUGAGACUGCUGAAAAUGGAACUAUUGAAGAUGAAGUUGGUAAUGAUAUCACUGUUACUGUCCCUGAUAUCUUUAAGCUCAUGCAUACUCUUCGAGCCAGCAAGAAGAUAUACUCCAUUUCUUUUUCUCCAAUCACUUCGAGAAGCUCUUUGGCUACCUUAGCAUUGUCUCUGAACAAUAAUUUAUUGGAAGUUUAUUCAAUUGAUAGUACUUCAACCACAAAAUUAAGUGCCGUUGAGCUCCAGGGACAUCGUUCUGAUGUGAGAAGUGUCACACUUAGCUCAGAUAAUACUCUUUUGAUGUCAACAAGUCACAGUACAGUUAAAAUAUGGAAUCCCAGUACUGGUUCUUGCCUCAGAACUAUUGAUUCAGGAUAUGGACUGUGUGGUCUAUUUGUACCGGGUAACAAGUAUGCGAUUGUUGGUACAAAAGGUGGUACACUAGAAAUUAUUGACGUUCGAAAUGGCACUUGUAUGGAAGUAGUUGAAGCUCAUGGUGGCUCUGUUCAGUCUAUUGCUGCAACUGCUGAUGGAUUUGUCACCGGGAGUACAGAUCGUGAUAUCAAGUUUUGGGAGUAUCAAACCACUCAAAAGCCUGGGCAAGAUUCUAAGAGUUUAGUGGUGUCUCCGGUGAGGAAUUUGAGAAUGAAUGAUGAUGUUUUGGUGGUAGCUGUCAGCCCAGAGGGUAAAUAUAUUGCUGUUGCUCUUUUAGACCAGACAGUGAAGGUGUUCUUCAUGGAUUCACUCAAAUUUUUCCUCUCCUUGUAUGGCCACAAGCUGCCCGUGUUAUGUAUGGACGUAUCAUCUGAUGGGGAUUUAAUUGUUACUGGUUCCGCAGACAAAAAUUUAAAGAUUUGGGGUCUGGAUUUUGGUGAUUGCCACAAGUCUCUUUUUGCUCAUGCUGAUAGUGUCAUGGCAGUUAAGUUUGUACGCAAUACCCAUUACAUGUUCAGUGUGGGGAAAGACCGCCUUGUGAAAUACUGGGAUGCCGACAAGUUUGAAUUGCUUUUAACUCUUGAAGGUCAUCACUCCGAGGUCUGGUGUCUUGCAGUUAGCAACCGUGGGGAUUUUCUUGUAACAGGAUCUCAUGAUAGAUCCAUUCGCCGUUGGGAUCGUACAGAAGAGCCUUUCUUUAUUGAGGAAGAGAAAGAGAAAAGGUUGGAAGAGAUGUUUGAAGCUGACAUUGGCAAUGCAUUUGAGAAUAGGUAUGUGCCAAAGGAAGAAAUUCCGGAAGAAGGAGCUGUGGCAUUAGCUGGGAAGAAAACUCGAGAAACUGUUGAUGCAACAGACUCAAUCGUUGAAGCAUUAGACAUGGCAGAAGAAGAACUGAAGCGUAUUGCUGAAUAUGAGGAGGAAAAAUCAAAAGGAAAAGUUGCUGAUUUGAGGCCAAAUAUUCUUAUGCUUGGACUUUCUCCUUCUGAUUAUGUUCUGCGUGCAGUUUCUAACAUUCACACUAAUGAUUUGGAGCAUACCUUGCUAGCUCUACCAUUCUCAGAUGCUUUAAAGAUCUUGUCUUAUUUGAAAGAUUGGGCUUCUUUACCCGAUAAGGUUGAGCUUGUCUGCCGAGUUGCCACAGUGCUAUUGCAGAUCCAUCACAACCAGCUUGUUUCUACCGUGGCUGCCAGACCUGUCUUAACUUUACUCAAAGACGUUCUUCAUGCAAGAGUUAAGGAAUGCAAAGAUACUCUCGGUUUCAACUUGGCGGCAAUGGAUCAUCUUAAGCAAUUGAUGGCUGCAAAGUCAGAUGCACUAUUUAGAGAUGCAAAAACUAAAGUGUUAGAGAUACGCUCAAAGUAUUCAAAACGUGCUGAAGCAAGGAUGGAACCAAAAGAAGAAAGGAGAAAAAAGAAGAAACAGAAGAAGGCUCUGAGAAUUCAAUUCAAUGACUUCGCAACCAGAGAUGCUAAACUUUGUUUUCAUACCUUUUUUUGCCCCUGGCCACAUGAUUCCAAUGAUAGACAUGGCAAAACUUUUCGCAGAACGCGGUAUUCGUGUAACAGUAGUCACGACGCCCUCAAUGCCAUCCGGUUCAAUUCAGUGAUUGAUCGUGCUGGACUCCCCAUUCAGCUUCUUCAGCUCCGGUUUCCAUGUGAGGAAGCUGGUUUGCCCAUUGGAUGUGAAAAUGGAGACGAUUUACCGUCCUAUGAGUUAACGAGGAACUUCUUUAAUGCACUCAGAAUGCUACAAAAGCCACUGGAACAAAAGCUGCAAGGACUUGAGCCAGCUCCAAGUUGCAUUAUAUGCGAUAAGCAUCUGACAUGGACUGUUGAUUUAUCAAAUAAUCUUCAGGUUCCGAGGAUUGUUUUUGAUGGAACGAGUUGCUUCACACAACUAAUUGAGCUUAAUUUGCACAUUUCCAAGGUUCAUGAAAGUGUGCCUGAGAUGGAGCCUUUCGUCGUGCCUAAUUUACCACAUAAAGUCGAGUUUACAAAGCUCCAGCUGCCUGUAUGGUUCAAUCCAGGCCCGGCAAAUGGAAUCCACGAUAUUCUUGAAGAGAUACAAGCAACUGAAACACAAUCUUAUGGGGUGGUGGUCAAUAGUUUCGAACAUUUGGAACAAAGGUAUGUUGAUGAAUUUAGGAAGAUCAGAGGGGGAAAGGUUUGGUGCAUUGGUCCACUAUCACUUUUCAACAGGGAGAAUUUGGACAAAGCUCAAAGAGGGAACGAGGCCUCCAUUGAUAUGAAUCAGUGCUUGAAGUGGCUUGAUUCACAAGAGCCUAAUUCUGUAAUCUAUGUGUGUCUUGGAAGCCUCAGUCGUCUAACACCUUCACAAUUCAUAGAGCUGGCUUUAGGCCUAGAAGCGUCAAAUUAUCCAUUUAUUCUAGUGACAAAAGGAGGAGAAGAAAUAGAGAAGUGGGUCUUGGAAGAUGGAUUUGAGGAAAGAAUAAAGGAAAGAGGCCUUUUGAUCCGAGGUUGGGCGCCGCAAGUACUGAUUUUAUCCCACUCUUCAAUAGGAGCAUUCUUAACACACUGCGGUUGGAAUUCAACUCUAGAAGGAAUAUGUGCUGGCGUGCCAAUGAUCACAUGGCCUUUGUUUGCCGAGCAAUUUUUUAAUGAAAAAUUAGUAGUACAGAUUUUGGGCACAGGUGUAAGAGUUGGAGCUGAAGGUGCUGUAGACUGGAUCACCCAAGAAAUGUCUGGGGCGAAGGUGAUGAAGGACAAAGUUAAGGCUGCCACUGAUAUUGUAAUGGAUAAGGGAAUAAAAGGAUGUGAGAGAAGGGAAAAAGCAAAAGAGUUAAAAGAAAUGGCAAAGAAAUCAGUAGAAGAAGAUGGAUUGUCCUAUCUCAACACGACGCUGCUGAUUCAAGACAUUGAGCAGCUGGUGAAGAAGAAUAAGCAAUCAACAUAA